GGUGAUGUCACCAGGGAGCCACUUGGUAGUGGUGGUUACAGCAAUCCGAAAGCACAGUCCAGUCGGUGGAGCUGCGGGGAAGCGCUUCAGCUCCAACGCUCGUCAACUUUGCACGGACUCACCAACAAAAUGCCACUGCAAUCAGAUCCAACCAAUUCGCUUUAGCCGCUUCGCCAAGAUGCAGAAGACCUCUGGGCAUUUAAAAAACUGGAUUUCAAGGCAGAAGCGAUAAAUCCUCUUGAUUUUGGUUGUCGGAUGCACGAUUUUUUGGUCAAAUAAAGCUAGCAAGCCAGGUUGCUACUAUUUUUCUUAUUCGGAGCGUAUGCGAGAUGGUGUAAUGGCAGUGCUAUGCACAUCCGGGCCACAAUGCCGUGACUCCAUUAUUGUCCAUUCACUGUGAAAGUGGCGAUAGAGAACUGCAUUUUUACAUAUAUAUAUUAUAGCUAUAUACUGUAAAUAUUUUAAAACAUUUGUCAAGCUGGAACGCAAGGGGACAUGUCUAAUCAAGGGGUUAGGAGAAACGGCCCAGUGAAACUGCGUUUGACAGUUCUGUGUGCGAAAAACCUGUCGAAGAAAGACUUCUUUCGGCUGCCUGACCCCUUCGCCAAGGUGGUGGUGGACGGCUCGGGGCAAUGCCACUCCACGGACACUGUGAGGAACACGCUCGACCCCAAGUGGAACCAGCACUACGACCUAUACAUCGGCAAGUCGGACUCCAUCACCAUCAGCGUGUGGAACCACAAGAAGAUCCACAAGAAGCAGGGCGCUGGGUUCUUGGGCUGCGUGCGUCUCCUGUCCAACGCCAUCAACCGCCUCAAGGACACGGGCUAUCAGAGACUGGACCUGAACAAGCUGGGCCCCAACGACAAUGACACCGUGAGGGGGCAGAUAGUGGUGAGCCUGCAGUCCCGGGACCGCAUCGGCACGGGGGGACCCGUGGUGGACUGCAGCCGCCUGUUCGACAACGACCUGCCCGACGGCUGGGAGGAGAGGAGGACUGCCUCGGGCCGGAUCCAGUACCUCAAUCACAUCACGCGCACCACGCAGUGGGAGAGGCCCACCAGGCCGGCGUCGGAGUACUCCAGCCCCGGCCGGCCCCUCAGCUGCCUGGUGGACGAGAACACCCCCAUCAUGGCCCCCAACGGCGCCUCCUGUGGCCAGUCCGGGGACCCGCGGGCCCAGGAGCGGCGCGUGCGCUCCCAGAGGCACCGGAACUACAUGAGCAGGACGCACCUGCACACCCCACCCGACCUGCCCGAGGGCUACGAGCAGCGGACCACGCAGCAGGGCCAGGUGUACUUCCUCCACACGCAGACGGGCGUGAGCACGUGGCAUGACCCGCGCGUGCCCAGGGACCUGAGCAACGUGAACUGCGAGGAGCUGGGGCCCCUCCCCCCCGGCUGGGAAAUCCGGAACACCGCCACGGGCCGCGUCUACUUUGUCGACCACAACAACCGCACCACCCAGUUCACCGACCCCCGCCUCUCCGCCAACCUGCACCUGGUCCUCAACAGCCCGAACCCCAACGGUUCCCGCGUCGGCAUGGAGAGCCAGAACAGCAACUUCAGCCGGCAGAACCAGCUGAAGGAGCAGCCGCCGCCGCAGCAGGUGCUGUCGCCCAGCCAGCUGCCCGAGGAGGCCGAGUGCCUGACGGUGCCCAAGUACAAGCGGGACCUGGUGCAGAAGCUGAAGAUCCUGCGGCAGGAGCUGUCCCAGCAGCAGCCCCAGGCCGGGCACUGCCGCAUCGAGGUGUGCCGCGAGGAGAUCUUCGAGGAGUCGUACCGCCAGGUGAUGAAGAUGAGGCCGAAGGACCUGUGGAAGAGACUGAUGGUGAAGUUCAGGGGGGAGGAGGGGCUGGAUUACGGAGGGGUGGCCAGGGAGUGGCUCUAUCUGCUGUCCCACGAGAUGCUGAACCCUUACUACGGGCUGUUCCAGUACUCCCGCGACGACAUCUACACGCUGCAGAUCAACCCGGACUCCGCCGUCAACCCGGAGCACCUGUCCUACUUCCACUUUGUGGGCCGGAUCAUGGGCAUGGCCGUGUUCCACGGGCACUACAUCGACGGCGGCUUCACGCUGCCCUUCUACAAGCAGCUGCUGGGGAAGCCCAUCACCCUGGACGACAUGGAGGCGGUGGACCCGGACCUGCACAAGAGCCUGGUCUGGAUCCUGGACAAUGACAUCACGGGGGUGCUGGACCACACCUUCUGCGUGGAGCACAACGCCUACGGCGAGAUCAUCCAGCACGAGCUGAAGCCCAACGGCAAGAGCGUGCCCGUCACCGAGGACACCAAGAAGGAGUACGUGAGGCUCUAUGUGAACUGGAGGUUCCUCCACGGCAUCGAGGCGCAGUUCCUGGCGCUGCAGAAGGGCUUCAAUGAGGUCAUCCCCCAGCACCUGCUCAAGUCCUUCGACGAGAAGGAGCUGGAGCUGAUCGUCUGCGGCCUGGGCAAGAUCGACAUCAACGACUGGAAGUCCAACACGCGGCUCAAGCACUGCACACCCGACAGCAACGUGGUCAAGUGGUUCUGGAAGGCGGUGGAGUCGUACGACGAGGAGCGGCGGGCGCGGCUGCUGCAGUUCGUCACCGGCUCGUCCCGCGUCCCGCUGCAGGGCUUCAAGGCGCUACAAGGUGCUGCCGGCCCCCGGCUCUUCACCAUCCACCAGAUCGACGCCAGCACCAACAACCUGCCCAAAGCCCACACCUGCUUCAACCGGAUCGACAUUCCGCCGUACGAGGGCUACGACAAGCUGUACGACAAGCUGCUGACGGCCAUCGAGGAGACCUGCGGCUUCGCCGUGGAGUGAGGGAGAGGCGGCAAGAGGCGGGGCUUGUGCGCGCCCAUCGCCCGCCCACAGGGAGGAGCUUCCACAGUCCAGCAGCACAGAGACCACACAGCCCCUAUCCUUCCUUUUUUUUUUUUUUUUUAAAUUUACAAUUUCCUUUUUUCAGCUGCUAAAGACUUGAUAUAUAAUACCUUACAUUGGAACCUGCAAGGAUGCUGGCUUUUUUUUAUUUUUUAUUUUUUAUUUACAACAUUAAAAAGACUGUUCUAUGUAGUGUUUCCUCAUUUACUAAGCAGAACACAGAUCCACGGGGUGAGGGGGGGAUCAGCAGCAGAGAGUAGGUUUGCUUAGUACUACUGUUCAUUUCAGAGGAAGCUUUGGUCUCCACGGACACACAGAGCCUGGGAGGGGGGGGGGGACUCGCUCUCUCUCCCGUUUCACGCCCGGAGACGCACGCGCUCCACAGGCUCGCUCGCCCACUGUGCCUGUGCGAGAGAAAAAAAGAAAAAAAAAUGCUUUAGUUAUUUUUAUAUCGGAUGGGAAAAUGAAACUAUACAAAUAGAAUUUAAUGACAUUAUUCCAGAAUUCUAAACUGCAUCUUAGAAAAUUCCUUUUUUUUUUUUUUUGUUUAAAUGCUCAAAGUAUUAAUGUUUAAAUUAUAGACUAUUUGUGAAAGAGUUAAGCUUGAAUGAAGUUGAUGUUUUCCUGAUGGAUGAACCUGAAACCUUUAAAGCCACUCUCCAAACAGGAAGUUGAGAGGCCGACAGGAAGUGCAGCGUUGUGGGAAAGACAGACCACCACCUCCCACAUCGCCCUCAAGAGUGCCAUAGGCUAACUGCUCGACCGCUGGGUUAAUUUAAUGAUGUCAUCCUGUAUAUUUGCAUAUUGGUGUGGUAUUCAUUUGCAUUUUUGCAGACUUCUGACCCCCCCACCCCCCACCCCACCACCCCUCCUUUCCGAGCCCCAAAAAGAGGACGGGACGGCAGAGUGAACGGGCUCAGAGGACGCACUGCGUGAACCACUCCGUCUGACCUGAAGACGCAUCCGGCCGGCUGGGCAGGGGAACGUGCGCUCCGUCCUCUGGCCGCCUUCUGCCCACAGGAAAAUGCUAUUCAGGGAAGAUUUCUGUGUUUUGAAAACUGACAUCCACUUAAGAAGGCGGGAGUUUUACCUUGCAGCUCUCCAGCACUUUACAAACUUGUUGGGGGGGCGGGGGCGGGGGAGGUGCUUGCGUCAUAUUAGUUUCUAAAUAAUGCCGUAACACAUUAUAUACGCAAAACAUACUGCAUUGGAAAUAUAUAUACCUGUAAUUUUCGAGUAUAUAUAUAUAUUAUAUAUAUAUAUUUAAAGAUAUAUAUAUUUUGUAUAUGGCUUGUCUUUUCUGUCCUUUCAACAUACCAGUAUAUAUCACAGACCUCUCACAGUCACAUUCUCAGGUGAUGUAUCUCCUUUGCGUUUUUUUUUUUGUUUUUUUUUGUAAAGCAGACAUGCGACUAGACAAAACAUACUUCCCUCUCAAGGAAGCGUGUCUGGGGAAACAUAGUGAGGAACUGCCAUUCCCAAGUCUAACCUGUGACCCUCUCCCAUAAGAGGCACAGCAGAGGGGAGACCCCUGGCCCUCUGGUUUGGGGGACCGAGGUCAAGAUUUAAUGGCAUAACCCCUUGCAUCCACACCCCCCACCCCAUCACAGCUCUGCAAGUAUGGACUUUCUAAACAAUAUUUAUUUUUAGCCUUUUUUUCUUGCCACCCAUGUGUUGAUUCAUAAGUUCUUUUUGAAUGUUUAAUGCUGCCUGUCUAUAGCAAUCUAUUAUGACCAUGGACUGUUCUUAAAGUUUGCAUACACACAAAAUUUGAAUUCAUUGUUUUGUCUUUGCCAGUGUGUAUGCAAAAUUUAAAAUAUUUAGCCUCUGGAUAAAGAAAAUUAAGUAUCCUGAGAUGGUGCUUUGUACAGUAUAGGAUAUUGUUCAUAUGCGGAUCACAGAACCUUUAAUUUAUCUUAACUUAAAAAAAAAAAAGUUUGCACACCUACAGACUUAAGUUGCGCAAAACUGACAACUUCCAUCUAUUUACCAAAUAGUUUAUGGACUGAUUGACUCCUAUAUAGCAACCCCCUCACCCCCCCCCCUCCAUGUCCAGUGCACAGUCCUCUGCUCAGCCUCCUUAACCCACACUACAUCACUGCACAUCACUCACGCUCCGUUCUCGUCAACACGCCUCUGAGAGCGAGGAGAGCCGCCCCUGCGUCGCGUCAGUUUGGAAAAACACGGCCUGUUGCUUCGUGUAGCAUGCUUCGCUAGCAGAACUGUAUCUUACCGCUGACUGGUGCAAUUUGUUGUACUUAAUACACUAUCAUUUGUUUUGUAUGUUGUAUGUGUGUGUGUGUGUGCAAUUGGUUCUGAUUAAAUUUUCUGUUGUCCUGAAUUUACACCCACCCCCCCACACCCCCUCCCAUAUUUCCAUUUGCUUGUAUUUAUUACAGCGUGUUUAGCAUUCACACCAGCUGUUCUGUGAGCUUAAACACAAAUGUAUGAUAAACAUUUGGAAAAAGAUCUUGUACCCAUGCAGAAGAUGAGCAAUAAACUCUAUGCUGUUUGCACCUCACAGCAUAAUGUUUAAUAUAA
Molecule: messenger RNA, 5409 nt
Organism: Anguilla rostrata (American eel)
Lineage: Eukaryota; Metazoa; Chordata; Actinopteri; Anguilliformes; Anguillidae
Gene: smurf2
Product: SMAD specific E3 ubiquitin protein ligase 2
Exons: 20
Coding region: 496-2808 (770 amino acids)
Biological process (GO): negative regulation of BMP signaling pathway; protein polyubiquitination; proteasome-mediated ubiquitin-dependent protein catabolic process
Cellular component (GO): cytoplasm
Molecular function (GO): ubiquitin protein ligase activity; protein binding
Source: RefSeq, a predicted model, not a curated record